This is a messenger RNA of Trematomus bernacchii (emerald rockcod), 2583 nucleotides long. It is a transcript of the gene gnav1, whose product is annotated as guanine nucleotide binding protein (G protein) alpha v1. The transcript has 9 exons. Gene Ontology annotation, molecular function: guanyl nucleotide binding; GTPase activity; G protein-coupled receptor binding. Gene Ontology annotation, biological process: Rho protein signal transduction; adenylate cyclase-modulating G protein-coupled receptor signaling pathway. The coding region runs from base 398 to 1483 and encodes 361 amino acids. NCBI's taxonomy places the organism in Eukaryota, Metazoa, Chordata, Actinopteri, Perciformes, Nototheniidae. Gene Ontology annotation, cellular component: heterotrimeric G-protein complex. The record is from RefSeq and is a predicted model, not a curated record.
UUUCCAUCUGUGCGGCGGUGCGGGAGGAGGAGGCUCUCGAGAAACUGGGGUCUCUGCCAAGGCGGUAGGGCAGAUUUGAAGCGCAGUGACAUGACACAGCGGUGUUUUCACGGCUCAGGACUGAAAAACCUCCCACCCAGAACAUUCUGCCACUGACACGGAACUUGGAGCGAUGCUUAAAAUCACUUUCGUCCGGACGGUUUGAGCCCCAACUCUAGCUUCGAGUUUUGAGGAUGUUUCGGAGAUGGCCUGAACUUUUCUUCCUUCCCAGAGUUAACAGUCACCCUGCGGUUUACUCGGAGCAUGCAGCCUUUAGAAACACACUCCGGUAGCUCGGUUCUGGAAUCCCUGCUUUUGUUUUUCCUCUCAGGCCGGGGGAGGAGAUGAGUUUCUCAGGAUGGGACUGUGCCUCGGUACCGAAGUCACAGAGGAUCAGAAGAAGGCGAGGAUACUCAGUGCCAAGAUAGACAGAGAGCUGUACGAGGGCGCCAAGCGGGAGAUGAAUGUGGUUAAAAUCCUGCUACUAGGGGCAGCAGAAAGCGGUAAAAGCACUUUGGUGAAACAGAUGAAGAUCAUCCACAGUAAUGGAUUCACCAAGCAAGAGCUCAUCAGCUUCAAGCCUGCUGUACUGGAUAACCUCCUGACCUCCAUGAAGUUCGUCCUCCACGGUAUGGGCGUCCUGCGGAUCAACCUGGCUAACAGCAGGAACAAGGUCCACGCCCACUCUGUCCUGUCGUGUGGGCGGUGUUUUGACGAAGAACAGGUGCUGUUUCCUUUCCUUGACCACGCCCUGUCCUAUCUGCUGGCCGACCAGGGGGUGAGGGCGGCGGCGGCCCGGGGAUACGAGUACGAGCUCAAUGACUCUGCGCUGUAUUUCUUUGAGAACCUGACCCGCAUCACGUCUCCAGAUUACGUGCCCACAGAGACGGACGUUCUGCGAGUACGACUGAGGACCACAGGCGUGAUAGAGACCCAGUUCAAAGUCAACCAUCUCAUUUUCAGGAUGUACGACGUUGGAGGCCAGAGAACUGAGCGGAGGAAGUGGAUUGGUUGUUUUGAGGACGUCAGGACGGUGCUGUUCGUGGUGUCGCUCAGCGGUUACGACAUGACCCUGGUGGAAGACCCUUCUGUGAAUCGUCUUCAGGAGAGCUUGAAACUCUUCUCCUCCAUCUGCAACAACGUUUUCUUCCGCAGCACAUCCAUGAUUUUAUUCAUGAACAAGAUAGACCUCUUUCAAGACAAGAUCUUACACUCCGGGCGACAUCUGCGGCUCUACCUGCCACAGUUUAAAGGUGCCGACUGUGAUGUGGAUUCUGCCGCCCGAUUCAUCGCCGCCACCUUCGUCUCUCUCAACGCUACCCCCAGCAAACUCAUCUACCACCACUUCACCACGGCAACCGACACCUCCAACAUCGAGGUGGUCUUCCAGGUGGUCAUGGACAUGAUCAUCAAAGAGAACCUGGAGGCCGUGUCGCUCCUCUAGCUGCCAGUCGCUCAGAGACAGUCUCCUUAUGGAGGUCUUAUUUUAAAAGUCUGCUCCAAGCGCCUGUUUUCUCUCUCUCGAGCUACAUCCUGGAAGCUCUCAUGCUCUUGGAUGUGUUGCAUUUAAUCCUUUGGGAUGCUCCACGUAGCCUAGAGAAGCUCUUUUCUAAAGGAGAAACACCUUUUGCCUUUUUAGGUUGACUUGUGUUUAGUUACGGGCAUUUCUAAAUCUGUACUGUACUUAAACCUGACUAUGAAUCGUGAAGUUACUUUUUAGAUGACUUGGUAUACAUGCCAUUUAUUUGCCCAUCACAUCCUGUUGUGUGUGUGGGUGGGACACAGAGGAGGCGAGGAUUAACUGUUUGUCCGUUACUUCCUCUGCGCGCCGGUCACUCGUGCAUACCGCAGGGUGUUUUCCGCUCAUCCAUCACUGUGUCUGUGCACAUCCUGUGCGUCACACCCUCCUAAUGAGGCGCUGAUCACAGUAAAAGCACUCCGGUUCAUGUUUACUGGUCCUGAGCUGAAAUUGACACUUCUUUUAUUGUCAUCUCUGCUUUUACUUGUUCCCCUGACUCUUACCAGUCAGCCAAGAUGCUGGUUUCUAAUGUUAGAAAUGGGAAAAGUGCACGUAUAAAGAGACAUCCCUGAACUGUCUCCCAACUGUUUUAAUUGCCUUUCUUUUUGCCUUUCUUACAUGCGCUCAUAAAACCUGAUUUGUAAACCAUGGAUGAUGCUUAAUCUAUGUGAUUUGUGUGGCAUUAACUCCGCUUGGGGUUUGACUGUGGAGGCUCCCCUGAGCUACAGACUAUCACAAGAGCUCCAGCAAUAAACAAGAUAUGGUAAUGACUGAUACACUCUGAUAUGCACACUGAAGAUGAAAAACAAGCGAAACACAGCCCUAAGUGCCUCAUUAUGAAGUGUUUUCAUCUGUUGUGUAACUUAAAUGCUUAAUAUGUAUGAAAUGUUUUUAUUUUUCCCACUUUUAGUAUUUCUACUCUUUGAAUCUCAAACGCCAUGUGAUAAUCAGACUUAUUUAUGGUCUGUACUGAGUAUUGCACUGUUACUGCGAUUCGAAUUAAAUGUGAUAUGCUGACGACCUUA